AUGAGCGAGGGCUCAAAUUCCACUUCGGCUGCGGCCUCUGCGCAGAGGCAGGUUCGUGUGCAGCUCACUAGCAAACAAGAAGACAUUGCAUUACCUGAGAAUACCGGCCCGAUUCUCGUUCCCACAGGUCUUCGAAGAUAUGCACUCUCCACGUUGGUGAACAAUCUCCUUGGCAGUGACAAGCCAAUUCCAUUCGAGUUUUUGAUCAACGGGUCUUUCCUCCGGACUUCGAUCGAUGAAUACCUGACUGCCAAUGGUAUUUCUGCGGAAACUACUCUAGAAAUCGAAUAUGUGAGAGCCUUGAUUCCACCUCUGCAUAUUGCAUCGUUUGAGCAUGAUGACUGGGUAAGCUCGGUUGAUGUGCUUUCCGCGACAUCGCCCGCCGCUUCGUUAGCCUCUGCAACAAUUGGCGCAGGCCAAGAGAAGAUCCUCUCCGGCAGCUACGAUGGCCUGCUUCGAGUGUGGAAUAUGUCAUCUCAAAUAAUUGCAACCUCGCCAUCUGCCGCUGAUGGAGGCCAUACCGCAUCUAUUAAAGCCGCCAAAUUCAUUUCCCCAAAUUCGAUUGUGUCUGCAGGUCUCGACCGAACAGUGCGUCUGUGGAAGUACUCUGAGGAUGGCGAUGGUUUCUCGGGCAAAAUAGCACCCCAACUCGAGUUGUAUGGGCACAAGGGCCCUAUCAACUCAUUGUCUGUCCAUGCCCCUUCGAAUCGCAUCCUUUCUGCCUCGUCAGACCACAGCAUAGGUUUCUGGUCAACCAAGAAAUCGGAUGCGCCAGCCGCUCCAGAGGAUUUAUUGCCAUCUGCAGCCUUGAGGAGCUCCAAGAGGAGAAAGUUGAAUUCGUCUGUGACCAUCCCGCAACGAGGACCCUUGGCACUCUUGUCCUCUCACAGUGCGCCUGUGUCGGCUGCAAUUUUCGACUCCAAUGAUUCCACUGUCGGUUAUUCGGCUUCUUGGGACCAUUCCCUGCGUACAUGGGAUCUUGUAACCGCUACACUUGUGGAUACUCGGACAACAGCUCACUCGCUGCUUUCACUUGAGCACCUCCCUGAGCACCACCUCCUCGCCGCAGGUACCUCCGCUCGUCAUAUCACCCUGAUCGAUCCUCGGGCGUCCGCAACUACAAUUGCAGCCAUGACUCUGCGAGGCCACACAAACGCAGUUGUCUCGUUGGCUCGUGAUCCUAACAGUUCCUAUGGUCUCAUUAGUGGAAGUCAUGACGGUACAUGCCGGAUUUGGGACAUCCGGGCCACGAAGACGGACAAGGAUGGCGUGGUUGGGGAAAGUGUAUAUUCCAUCUCCCGCAAGAGCCUGGAAGAACAAGGUAAAUCUGAGGCCAAGCGUGUUGGCGGAGAGGGCGUCAAGGUUUUCGGUGUGGCCUGGGAUGGAACAGUAGGCAUUGUCAGUGCGGGUGAGGACAAGAGGAUUCAGAUCAAUCGGGGCGAAGGCGUCUUAUCUUCUGCGUAG
Messenger RNA from Aspergillus nomiae NRRL 13137, 1464 nucleotides. RefSeq names its product WD repeat WDR12/YTM1 family ribosome biogenesis protein. The record is from RefSeq and is a predicted model, not a curated record. Gene Ontology annotation, cellular component: preribosome, large subunit precursor. Bases 1 to 1464 code for a protein of 487 amino acids. The transcript is spliced from 2 exons. Gene Ontology annotation, biological process: ribosome biogenesis. Lineage: Eukaryota; Fungi; Ascomycota; Eurotiomycetes; Eurotiales; Aspergillaceae. Gene Ontology annotation, molecular function: protein binding.